GCUCUUGGCUCUUUCAUUCAGUAUUCAACCACCACCUUUGGUGGGAUGUAGUUAGGUAAAUUUGUUCGAAACUAAGGAAAUUACGAUGCUCUCCAGUAAAGCCAAACACUAUUUACAUUGCCUUCUAUUUCUAAACGUGAUAAUCUUUUUCGAAAUUUUUACUGGGGGCAUAAAGAGCUUCGGAGAAGGGGUGUUUGUACCGCCAACAGAGUUGAAUCCAUGGAUACAGUACGGUGUUUUCGGGGCUACGCUUCUCUAUAUUUUAAGAUUUCUCACUUUUCUACCUCUGCCCCAAGUGAUCUUCAACUGUUUGGGUUUGACGCUGUACAACGCUUUUCCGGAAAAAGUGGUGCUGAAGGGAUCCCCGCUUCUUGCGCCUUUUAUUUGCAUCAGGAUCGUAACCAGAGGUGAUUUUCCGCAAUUGGUCAAAAACAAUGUUGUUCGGAACAUGAACAAAUGUUUGGACGCGGGUUUGGAAAAUUUUCUGAUAGAAGUGGUAACCGAUAAAUCGAUAGGUCUGGAGACUCACAGAAGGACUCGAGAAGUUGUGGUGCCGGCAGAUUAUCGUACCAAAAGUGGCGCUCUAUACAAAGCCAGAGCCUUGCAGUACUGUUUAGAAGAUGGAGUGAAUAUUCUUAGCGAUAACGAUUGGAUAGUACAUCUCGACGAGGAAACGUUACUUACGGAAAAUUCAGUAAGAGGAAUUCUGAACUUUGUCAUGGAUGGUAAACAUCCAUUCGGUCAAGGCUUGAUCACCUACGCAAACGAAGAAGUCGUCAACUGGAUAACAACUUUAGCCGACAGUUUUCGCGUGACGGACGAUAUGGGAAAACUAAAAUUGCAGUUCUUGAUGUUCCACAAGCCUUACUUCAGUUGGAAAGGCUCUUACGUCGUCACUCAGCUGGCUGCAGAAAAAGACGUCUCUUUCGACAACGGCCUGGACGGUUCCAUAGCUGAAGACUGCUUCUUCGCCAUGCGCGCCUACAGCAAAGGCUACACCUUCAACUACAUCGAAGGAGAGAUGUGGGAGAAAUCGCCCUUCACCUUCUGGGACUUUAUCCAGCAAAGAAAACGCUGGCUCCAAGGCAUCUCCCUCGUCGUCCAUUCCAAAGCCAUUCCCGUCAAGAACAAGCUGCUCCUCGCGUGUUCCUGCUACUCGUGGCUGACUCUACCCUUGUCGGUAUCUAACUUAAUCAUAGCCGCCAAGUAUCCCAUACCUUGUCCUCCGUUCAUCGAUUUCAUCUGCGCGUUCAUCGGUGCUGUCAACAUCUACAUGUUCAUCUUCGGCGUCAUUAAAUCCUUCACGAUAUACAGAUUUGGGUUGUUUAAACUCACCCUGUGCAUCGUCGGUGCCGUCAUUGUCAUACCCUUUAACUUAGUUAUCGAAAACAUAGCAGUGUUGUGGGGCAUUUUCGGAAAGAAACACAAAUUCUACGUGGUGAAUAAAACCAACGGCCCCUCGCUUACCAGUACCGUGUAACUGGUCGAAUUGUUAAGAAGAAGAAGAAAGCGUAGAGGAGUCACGACUACCCAGUGGUAUUUUGUUAACCUGGCAACCAGGUCAAAUGUUUUGUUGUUUUAAUUUUUUUAUAUUUUGUUAAAAAUAGAAAACAUACGAAUCCAAUCAAUGCCGUGCUUAUGAGAUGAACUCUUAAGAAUGAGAGUACCUUUCUGAAGGGCUCGGAAGACUACGACAGUCCAGAGAUCUGCCAUAUUUUAAUAGAAAAAAAAAUGAUCAUCAUCAUCCAUUAUUUAUUUCUCCGAUAAAUCCUUAAAAAAACAUUACGCCAGUGUAGCAGUAGCGUUUAUUGAUGACAUUUGUCACACUAGAAUCCACCAAUCCGUCACAAAAUUGUAUACGUCUUAAAAAUUACAUACAAGUCACCCCUUCCACCUCAAAAAGUGCCUGUUUGCGCAUGACUUUGGUCUUGUCACUUGUCAAGUUGGACAGCUUAUUUAGAAGCUUUCAGUUAACUUUGUCAAUUUCGACAAUUUUACAAUCUCUUUAGAAGUGAAAUUACAAUGAAUGAGAGUAUUGCAGUUCAUUGGAAUAGUUACUUAACAUUUUCCAGAACACUUUUACCAGAUUUAUCAAUUUCUUUUAAUUAUAACAAAUUAAUAUAUAUUUGAGAAUUGUAAAAUAUUGAAAAAUCACAAGGAAAAUAAACUUCCUGUAGCUGGCUGUAUACCAUAAAUCACUAAAAUACUAAUUUGUUGUAAAAGGUAUAUUUUAAAAUACCCUAAAAAAGGGUCACAAGACAAAACGUUUUCGGAUUAAGAAAUCCAUCAUCAGUGUUCUAAAAGCCAAAAAAUAACAUGCCUGAGCCUAAAAAAUGUGUUGGGUAAAAACCCUUUAAAUGUAAAAUAUUAUAUUAUGUUACAUAUUUAUAUAAAAUGUUGAUGAUGUUCUAGACAUGCCUGGAUGUUACCCAGGGCAACACAGGACUCUUCCCACGUGGUUGGAAUUUUUUUGGAGAAAACCUCACAUAUUCUCAACUAGAAACUAACUCAACUAGUUGGCCAUUGAUAUCCAAUAUGUGAGGGUUUCUCCAAAAAAAUUCCAACCACGUCGGAAGAGUCCUGUGUUGCCCUGGGUAACAUCCAGGCAUAUCUAGAACAUCAUUUAAAUUUUAUAUAAAUAUGUAACAUAACAUAAUCGUUUACAUUUAAAGGGUUUUUACCCAACACAUUUUGGUGGCUCAGGCAUGCUAUUUUUUGGCUUUUAGAACACUGAUGAUGGAUUUCUUAAUCCGAAAAGGUUUUGUCUUGUGACCCUUUUUUAGGGUAUUUUAAAAUAUACCUUUAAUCUAGUAUUUUUGUAAAAUAUUGGUUAUUUGACAUUUAUUUUUCCUUAUGUUUAUUAUUUAUAUUUAUUGUUCAUAACUGAAUUGUACACUGCCCUGUAUCAGCUUUAUUCUUUUCUUUUUAUAUGUAAAAAUUCUUAAUAACUCAUCAUAUUUUCCGUUAAGUUUUUGACGAAUUUGAAAUGUGGCAACAGCGCAAUAAUUUAUAAUUCGGCGCUUUGGUGAAAUUUGUGAAGAUCAUGACCUAGUUACUGUAGUUCUAAUUUGAUUGUUCACUAGAGCCACAUUGUUUUUGAUAGUGACUAAUCUUUGCAGUAUUCACAUGUGACUCUUCCUGUAACUGACCAUUUCCUAGGUCCUAGAGAAACACCUACGUUUUCUAUUUGUGAGUACAAACUGCCGGGAAAAGGGCUCUUAGCGUAUAUUUCGUUGACAAUUUAGAUAUAGGUAAACAGUCUGACAGUUCGCAUUAUCAGAUACAUAUCUGUUGUUCGUAGUAGAUACGCAGGAUGUACAUAUAAGUUCAUUUUAAUGACUAAAGAGCAAACCUAGGAACAUUUUGAUAGUUUUUCAUGGGACCAUAUAAAAAUGGCAUCCAACAUGUGUAUAAAGUGUUUUCUUCGUGCUUGUCUCCUUGUUCAUUUUUUAACUGCGUAAAUUUUACAAUCUCCUCACUUAGUACUUUAUCGACGUAUAUAUCCGUUUAUAUACGUCUACUGAUUCCGAAAUGAGUGUAUGAGCCCAGUAUACAAAAAAGAACAAAUUCACGUUUUUUCCCAGUCAAUAUUAAUUGCAUAGAAAUCCGGAUAUAUCCGUCCUCACUUCUACUGGAAACAAGUGUAUAGGAUUUGACAUGAUUGUGUAAGGUUCAUUUUUUAACUGCCUAAAUUUUACGAUCUCCUCACUUAUUACUUUGUCGACGUAUAUAUCCGUUUAUAUACGUCUACUGAUUCCGAAAUGAGUGUAUGAGCCCAGUAUACAUAAAAGAACAAAUUCACGUUUUUCCCAGUCAAUAUUAAUUGCAUAAAAAUCCGGAUAUAUCCGUCCUCACUUCUACUGGAAACAAGUGUAUAGGAUUUGACAUGGUUGUGUAAGGUUCAUUUUUUAACUGUGUAAAUUUUACGAUCUCCUCACUUAUUACUUUGUCGACGUAUAUAUCCGUUUAUAUACGUCUACUGAUUCCGAAAUGAGUGUACGAGCCCGGUAUACAUAAAAGAACAAAUUCACGUUUUCUCCCAGUCAAUAUUAAUUGCAUAGAAAUCAGGAUAUAUCCGUCCUCACUUCUACUGGAGACAAGUGUAUAGGAUUUGACAUGGUUGUGUAAGGUCAGCAUGAAGUAGUACGUUAUUUUUCCAUUCAGUGUAAGUUUAAUACAAGUGUGAUAAAGGUUACAAUAAUCUACUUUAAUGUUAGAACUUUGUAUGGAUAUAUCAGUCAUCAAAUUUAGUGGAAACAAAGGAUCUGAUAUCCACUGACAAAAAGUUAUGAUAUCAUUAAAUUUAACAAUUGUACUUAUGUUAUCGAUGUAAAAUAUUCAAACAUAAAGAGUGCAUUAAACAAGUUGAUGACGUAUAAAUCCGGAAAACUCUAAUUUCUCUAUGAAUCAGUGGAGUUUCAAUCGAGAUCAGUAUUCGUUAUGAAAUUGUAACGUUACAAACGUCACAUCUUUGCUAUUUUAUUUUUAAAUAAUUAUUUUAUUCUAUCUUCUUUAUUAAUUCUUUAAUAAUAAUCUUCUAUUUGUUUUACCUUUUUUCCCGUUAAAAAUUGGUUGGUUGAAAUAUAAAUUUUGAAUGGUAUUUCAAAUAGCUGGAGUAACUCAUCGCCUUUUUUUAAAGAAGAUAGAAUAAAAUAAUUAUUUAAAAAUAAAAUAGCAAAUAUGUGACGUUUGUAACGUUACAUACUCCUACCACCCACCAGAAAAAUUUUGAACACAAGUGAGAAAUUUUUCUCAAAGAAAACAGGAACGUUACAAAAUUAGUAAGAUUUAACUAUACAAUUUUAAAAUAUGUAUGUUACAAUAAUCUGCUUUAAUGUUAGAACUUUUUAUGGAUACAUCAGUCAUCAAAUUUAGUGGAAACAAAGGAUCUGAUAUCCGCCGACAAAAAGUUAUGAUAUCAUUUAAACAAUUAUUGUACUUAUGUUAUCGAUGUAAAAUAUUCAAACAUAAAGAGUGCAUUAAACAAGUUGAUGACGUAUAAAUCCGGCAAACUCUAUUCUCUAUGAAUCAGUGGAGUUUCAUCUAGAUCAGUAUUCGUUAUGAAAUGAGUAAGAUUUAACUAUACAAUUUUAAAAUAUGUAUGUGUCCCGCUAUUUAUAACUAUUUAGAAAAUGAUUUCUUAUUGUAAUCAAUGUUUAUGUUGGCCGUAUAAUAAAGAUAACACAAACAAAUGUUUGUUGUGUAUUUGGCGCAAUUCAAGCGUUAUUUUGUUUUUUACAGCAAUUCAUUAUAUUGUCAUACACAAUAUAACACUUUUCAACUAUGACAAUUCUUUGUCAUCUAACAUGUCAAUUGUCUCAAGCCAGGAUGACAUCUCAUGUCAUUUAUUGUCAUUUGUCAUUUAUUUGGUGCCACGGUUUCCAUGUCUCUUCUGUAAAGUUUUUCUCUAUAUUGUACAUGUGACAUGUGGUGUGUCUCCUGUAGAUACAAUCAGUUAUAGGAUCAUUCAAUUGCUCAUAUAGUUUCUUGUGAUUUUUCUGGUGGUCGGUUCUGUUACAAAAUUGGAAGAAUGAAUUAUAAAACUCAAGCCCCACGUUGGGCUCCCAAGUACAUCCUGCGAAUCUCCUGCACAGUUAAAAUUGAAGUUUUUUGGGUAAAGAUACAAGAAUCAAAAUUAUUUUUUUAAACGCCCAGAAAUUUUGAAUUUCUUGGUCAUAUGUCAUUUGUACAAUCUCAUAUGCUCAAUACUUAGUAGUAUUAAUAACUUAACCAAAGAAUAAAACUUAUUUAACAAUUCAGUGACGUAUUAAUGAUAGCUUGAGUAUGCUUGGGCCUGGUUUAUACCAAAGUCGAGAAAUCAAUGGUGUUAAGUUCUGGAUGGCUAGAUGGUGGUUUCUUAACCUGGACUUUUAAAUUUUUAGUUUCUUUAAGCAGGAGUGUUAUAGUCUGACUGUUUUGUUGCUUUAGAAGAUAUAGCAGAGAUGCUAUGUAAUGCUAGUACAAGUAUUGAUAAUUUUAUUAUCAAUAUUGUUGUAAUUUGACCGGAUUUUCUGACGUUUUGGUCGAUAUCUUAAUGCUACUACAUGAGGCUAGGAACUUUUUCUUAAGGAAUAUAUACUCCGUUUACCUUUAACGAAUUAAAAGGCCAGAAAAAGCCAUUAGCAUCAACAGAGCUCGCUUAAAGACAUCAUAUUUGGAGAUAAACCAAGCCCGAUCGAAAAAUUUUGUUGUUGUUUUUGUUUAUUGUUAAUUUUUGUUUAAACUCGUCGUUUAUGCUUCUCCAAACUUCCAAGAACUCUUUCGAAAUGCUUAUAAUGCCAAAAUUUUACCUUUAAUGUACAUACAUUAAGUAGGAAAUACCAAGAUGAUUAUAUUGAAUAUAACGGAGCUUUUAUUGUACAUAAACUUUCUCACCUAGAUCAAUUUUUACUAUAAGUGCACAGAGUGUCCGCGAAAGCUCUGUUCCAGCUGUACAUAUGAUUUAAAGAUUAAUGCAUAGGUACGAGUAUAGACAUUAAAGACGUUUUGUGGCUGUUUUUUUUUUGUUUAAUUGAGAUUAACUAGAUGCCUCAUGUUUUCUUCAGAGCUCGUAAUUCGGAGAUUUGUCAAAAAGUGGCGGUAUCAAUGUUUGGUAUAAACGUUUAAGAAAUUCAAUUAGCCGCUUUAAAGAAAAGCACUUGCCGGUAUUUUAACAUCACAUUAAUCAUUGUAAAUGAGUCAUUUGAGAACUUAUACUACAUUUAAAUAGUUACAAUUAUUAGACGAUAAAUAUUAAGCAAGAGAAAUUAAACUUUUUUUCUGCUUUUAAGAACAAAAACAGCACAUUCAUUAGAGGAACCGAAUUCAAAAUUUUUUGCACAUCACAUUUGAAAAAUUGUUGGUAAAGAAAUAUAUUAAUUUGUCUUGACUAAAUUACUAUCCUGUUGAUACCGAGAAGACUCGGUAUCCUGUUGUUAUUUUCGGUUUAAAUUUUCUAGCCAAAUUCUGAGUCCACUAUAGUAUGUAUAUUCGCUUGUAAAAAAUGUAGCUUGUCAAUACAAAAACGCGUCAUCAACUCUCAAGUGGCGCUGAAGAGGAAUCUACUUGUUACAAAAUCACGAAUGCUGUAACUGAUUAUACACAAAAGCGUAACAAAAGUAACAAGUAGGUACUCACAAGUAACGACAAUCAGCACCUAUUUUCACGUGUUCUGUGCAUGUACGUGUUUACAAGCUACAUUUCUUUCCCAGUGAAUAUACUAUACAAUGAUGAGUACGCUAAUAACCGGCAAAAUAACGCAAAAGACGGAAAACAUAAUACAUUGUGAAAUAAAAAGAGAUGAAACUAGUAGAGGUGGGAAAUUAUCAACAGAAACCUAUAAUUAAACUUAUAAUUAACAACAUUAAUUAUAAUUUUACAUUAUAUUAAUAGUUUCCCACCUUUAGACGUGUGGCGACACGCUUUAAUUACAAUUUUUGCUAAUUUUAAUUUUUAAAAACUUUUCUCAAAACGAAAUAAUACGGGUCAUAAAAAUUCACAUUUAAUAUACAAACCAGACGCUAAGAAGGGCACGGUUUUACGAAACGAAAUGUAUCCCUAACCAUAUGUUUUUGGUGUGUUCAGUUUAACAAACUGAAUUCCCCAUAAAUUAAUUACCUUAUCAGACCUUAUGUCAAUAACUCACUUUGGAAAUGCAUUCGAAGACGUUUCUUAAAACUGCAGAAAUGUUUCAACUUUUAAACGCCAGAUCUAAAUAAUUUAUCGCCUUUCUGGCCAGAUGGUAGAAACACAAACAUAUUAGCGUUUGUGGUUUUUUCAGCCCCGGCAGUCGAUUUACAACCGCCCGUCGGGAGUCACACCCCAGCGGGCGUCGGGAUAGGUCAACAACACACUCUUACGAGAUAUAAGCAAAAUACGUCUUUUUACCGAUUAAAAUAAAUAUAUUAUUGAAAGUUUGUUGUGUUUACAUUUAUUUUAAUUUUAGUUAAUCGUUCCCAAACCAUUCGGAACAGACGUAUCGGAGGAGUUUGGCAGCUGCCACUGUGACAGGAUAAUUUUAUGAAUUUUUCCUGUGACAGUUUGACUCCGAUACGUCUAAAAGUGGGAACCUAUCAACACACUGUAAAUUUUAUAGGUUUAUAUUGAUAAUUUCCCACCUCUACUACUUUAAUCUCCUAUUUCACAGCUUAUUAUGUUUUCCGUUAUCACUCAGUUACUAAAAGAUGCCCCUCUAUUAGAGUCCACUAAGCAUAAAAAUCAGUAAAAAAGUAUAGAAAAGCAGUAGUUGAUUAAAAAAGCUGUAGAAACGAUAAAAAUUGUUUUUUUUUAUAUCUCCAGCAGCUUUGUAAGAAAACAUGAAACAUCUGUAACUUAAUUUAUAGAUCUCAUUACCUUAAUAGACUAUUUUUGUUAAAAGACAUAGCUACUUUAAGCCACCACGAAUUCGAAUCGGUUAGCUUUGAAUUGAAAAAAAAACGAGCAGCUUAAACUUUUUGGUACUAGGCCGUUCUGGCACAUGUCAAAAGCUAACUGAUGAGAAUAUCAUCCGGAACACAUUUGUAAUAGAAUCUAAGCAUAUUUGUAACGUACUUAUACUUUUUCUUCUCCAGAAAGUAAAUAAUUUUGAGAUGCAUUUA
Messenger RNA from Diabrotica virgifera virgifera (western corn rootworm), 8576 nucleotides. RefSeq names its product beta-1,4-mannosyltransferase egh. Gene Ontology annotation, cellular component: cytoplasm. Gene Ontology annotation, molecular function: beta-1,4-mannosyltransferase activity. Bases 86 to 1480 code for a protein of 464 amino acids. The record is from RefSeq and is a predicted model, not a curated record. Lineage: Eukaryota; Metazoa; Arthropoda; Insecta; Coleoptera; Chrysomelidae. The transcript has 4 exons.